This is a messenger RNA of Pocillopora meandrina, 3578 nucleotides long. The record is from the annotation of a GenBank genome assembly. Lineage: Eukaryota; Metazoa; Cnidaria; Anthozoa; Scleractinia; Pocilloporidae.
CUUGCGGUGGAAUCGACGAGGGGAAUUCGAACACUAGUUGUAGUGUUUGAAUUGUUGAAAGAAAUGGUCGCAUGGGGAUUGUAAGUUUAACAAACAAUUUCAAAUUUUGCCGCUUGAAUUGAAAGUAAAUUUCAUUUGAAUUGCUUUCGUAUGUAUUUCUGACGGUUUUAGAUUUACCUGCUUGAUUUAUAUCGGUUACGCCUCAUGUUGACAAGUCUCUCAAAAUGGCGGCCAAACUUGGAGAUUGCCGAAAAUUAGGUAAGUUCACGGAGCUAUAAAGUUCUCGUAAAGGUCGGGCCGCAAAGUUAUUUUCUGUAGUUACCUUUUCUAUGGCACCUACUUCCUAGCUAUGUUAGUUGAAUCAGUUAAGAACGCCUCACUUUUUCAAAGAUUUACCUUGAAUUUGAUCGGUUUUGGCGUGUUUGAUUUAGGCGAACCGAUAAGGUGUCAUUCAAGUCUCCUUGUUUCCUUGAUUGAAACGUGAUGUUUACGAAAGUCGCCUCGAUAGAUAGGAUAGAGUUAAUAUACAUGGCUGUGGUAUUUGUUUUUUGCUGAGUUCCGUAGUUUUUUGUAAAUUGUCCUCCAAAGUUGUAUGAAAUUAAAGUCUUGAAAAGUGUCACGACAAGCCUUCGCUCGAGUGAAAUUUAAUUUCCGUAAAAGUCUGAAAAAUAAAGAGAUCCGAUCAAACUGAUUGUGGUUUUAGUAUAGGUACAUGAAUGUCUUACAACACACGAGAAACGAGCGAAAUCCGUGUCUCAAGCAAAAUCGACCGGACCGCUCUUACUGAGACACUCUCUUAAGCUUAGAGCCUGUUCAAGGCCACGGCAAUACAUCAUUGCGGUAGAAAAAGAGAAUUACUCAGAUAAUCACUGUCCUCUGUUAGAGAACUUGAAGCUUUCUUACUAAAAAUUGUCAACAUAAUUGUAAAAUCAAAUUUUACCUCGUUAGAACAAAAAUCUUCACCAGCUACACUUCGCAGUAUUCCGUAGAAAAAGGAGAUUAAAAAAAUCACAGCGACACAGAAUCUUCUCAUUGUGAAAAAGACUCAACUUCAAACGAAUCGGACUACUUAUAAGAGAUCGUUUAAAAACUUUAUCUCACGUUCGCAAUUUUGUUGCCAUGACGAGCCAGGCAAACCGGAUGUUAAAUUGAAAAGGUCAUAGACAGGCCUACACAGACUCCCCAGUGUGGUUUUACGUUUGCGACGCAAAAGCCUUUAAUUAAAGUUUCGCUCUGACGAGUAUGUCUUUGAGCGAUUUACCUCUUUUGUAUGAUAUAAUCGGAGGCGUUUUGUAAAUUGUUUUCAGCAGUGGCUGAUUUUGGAUGAGGUUGAAAAGGUCAUAGACAGGCCUACACAGAUUCCCUGUGUGGUUUUACGUUUGCGACGCAAAAGCCUUUAAUUAAAGCUUCGCUCUGACGAGUAUGUCUUUGAGCGAUUUACCUCUUUUGUAUGAUAUAAUCGGAGGCGUUUUGUAAAUUGUUUUCAGCAGUGGCUGAUUUUGGAUGAGGUUCCAUUCUUGCAUCAGUAUUUGUUGUAAAUUUUUAACCCCUGGGUGGUAUGCUGUCACAAAAGGCAAUAUUUUGCUUUUAGUUUUUUUGGUUUGUUUUUUAAGUGUCGACUGCCUUGCGGCAAACGAGACCUCAGAUAACGUUUUUUCAAUUAGGCUUUUUGGGUAACCACGAUUGAAAAGGUCAUAGACAGGCCUACACAGACUCCCCUGUGUGGUUUUACGUUUCGUGGGGUUUGGUUGCUAUGGUGUGACGUCAUGAUCCGUAGCUAUCAUCAGUAGCCUCAGUAGCUAUCAUCGCUUUCGAUUUGUGAUUUCAACAGGGGAGCGUUCGGUGAUUACAUUAACACCGUUGUGCACAACCUCCAAUGGCGUAUUUUUCAUUUGUUCUUACAUGUCCUGUUAAGGACAAGUAAUAAUAAGUAAUCAUAGUGUCAGAUAAUAUUCCUGUUCUUGCAUCCUUCUACAGGUAGGCAGCAAGUCAUGAUAGGUGUGGUUCCUAUCAAUGUCAGUCAUGCAUCAAGUGAGAGCUGUAAAAGUGUCUACCCUAUAGCAAUUGCAAAUUGUGAGGAAAACAGGUGAUAAUAAUAAUAUUUAGGUCUUCAAUGGCUAAAAUAUCACUUUAAGAAAUGCAUUUAGCAGACUGCUAAAUGCACUAUUAUGAUUUCAUAAUUCAAUGCCCAUCAUUAAGUUAGGAGUUCAAUUAAAUGAGUUUAAACUGGUUUUUUUUUUCUGUAGGAUCAAUGUUGAAGCCCUAAUAAAGGAAAUCAUUGCCCAAAAAAUGCCAUCAAGAAAAAUGGAAUAACUAUUCAUGGAAGACACUUUAAAGUCAAAUUUAAAGGUGAUUAAAUAUACUUUCCUAGGCCACUGUAGGGCCAAGGGAAAAUAUCCAGCUUAUUUCUGGAGUUCCUUUAUAUAUUGAAGUUAUAUUUAUUUUCAGAAUUACAUGUAUUUCUUUCUUCUGUUUGCUAUUAAAACAUAUAGUAUAAUAAUAAUAUUGUAGAAUACCUCCAUCUGCUGAAUUUGUAAGUGCCUAAUGUUUCACGUGAGCACUGGACUCCAGAUCAAGCAGUCCGGGUUGAGACCCUAGCAGAGGCCAUUGUGUUGUGUUCCUGGGCAAGACAUUCAACUUUCACAGUGCUUCUCUCCACCCACAAAUAAUAUAAAUGUAUAUGAAUGUGUAUCAAUUGGCAAAUUUAAUGCUGGGCAGGGAUAACCCUUUUAUUGACUAGCAUCCCAUCCAGGGUGAAGUAGAAAUACUCCUAGUCCCUUAGUGCUACUGAAAUCUGGAUAAGCUUCGACGCUGGUGGGUGACUUCUGGGCCCAAACCCAGACCUUACCUUACUUAAUAAGGGAGACAUAGUGAUCUGCAUUGUAAUUAUCAGUGGUGAGUGUACUGAACUUGAGAUCUAGUGAUCUGGGUUUCAAGUCCUGGCCAGAGUAAUUGUGUUGUAUUCAUAGGCAAUACUCACAGUGUCUGAGCUCAGGGGAUUGAAAAAGUACCAGUGAACUUAAUCCUGGCAUGUACAACCCUUUGAUGGGCUAGCGCCCCAUCCAGGUGCGCAUAGAAAUACUCUUGUCACUUUAUGCUCCUGAAUCCAAGGUAAGGCUACAAAGCCUGAUGGGCCACUAUAGGCUUGAAUGGCCCUUUACCUACUGCUAAAUUACUGACUCCAUCACCUUAAAAAAAACAAGACUUAAGAAUCAAUUUCCUCAUUCUCUUCUUGGAUGUGUUCCUAAAGAUUGUAACCAUCUGCAUUUCUAAGUCAGGCUGUAGAAAUGCUGAUGACAGCAAAUACAGACUGAUUAAUUAAAAUAAAAGGCAUUUUGGGAUGUGAUCCCAGAAGAAGCCUGUUAAUGGACAUUAAAAUCAUAUUUGUUAAUGUCGGGAUGUGACAUUCAAGAAAAUUUAAUUAUUCAUCUUGUUUUUUUAUGACAGUUAUGCUUGAUUACAAGGCAUUGAUAAUACUUAUCAAACGAAAGAGUGAAAAUAAUGAGUCAGAUGAAGAAAUGGAAGGUCUAUGUCAGAGAGGGUUGGACACAGAGUGCUGUGUGUUCUGUAAAGUUAUA